AUGGGCUCUCUUUUGGUCUGGUUGCUAUGCUGUCUGCCGGGGGUCGUCGCAGAAAUCGACUCAGUAUUUCGAUCGAGACCUGACCUAUACCCCCCCGUCCUCACCAUAGAACGCAGCAGCCCCGACAAAGUUACUCCAGGAUAUAUUUUUGUUGGGCCGUAUGAGGCGGCUAACUCAGGUCCUUAUAUUUAUGAUAAUGACGGCAAUCUAGUAUGGAGCGGCUGGGGAAGUUCCGGUCCCGGCAACGCGCACGGCAUGCAUGUGUGCAAAUACAAAGGGGAAGACCAUCUUUGCUUCUUCCAAGGUGUUCAACAGAAUGGAUAUUGCCGGGGCCAUGGCGUCAUCAUGAACAAUCAAUAUCGUACCGUGAAGACGGUCCUCCCUGGGGGUGGAAUGGCGUCGAGCGAUAUGCACGAGUUUCUACCCAUUAACGACGGCAAAACUGCGCUGUUGACUGUAUAUCAACAGCGACAGUUCGAUAUGAGCUUAUGGAAUGUCAAGACUGGUAUGGGGUGGUUGAUGGAGAGCGUUUUCCAGGAAGUGGACGUGGAAACGAACGAGGUGCUGUUUGAGUGGAAGUCGCUUGACCAUGUUGACCCUACAGCUAGCUACACCUAUCCUGGCCACACUGACACGUCGGGAACCGGGCUGGACCCGCGCUCCCCGUGGGAUUAUUUCCACAUCAAUUCCAUCGAUAAAAACCAGGAUGGUGAUUACCUGAUCUCGUCGCGACACACGUGCGCGAUCUACAAAAUCUCCGGCCAAAAUGGCACGGUGAUCUGGCAGUUACAUGGCGCCAACCCGUCCUUCACGAAUAUCAACUUUAGUUUCUCUCAGCAGCACGAUGCACGAUUCCUGAACGAAAACGGUACCCACACCUUACUAUCCUUGUAUAACAACGGCUACAAUGGGUUCAACCAAACACACGAAUAUUCCUCCGGUAUGAUCAUUUUGAUCGACCAUGUGGCUAAGACGGCCACUCAGGUGCGCGAUUAUGCCCCUUUGAACAUGGACAUGCUUAGCUCGAGUCAGGGCAACAUGCAGGUCCUGCCUAAUCACCAUGUGUUCAUGGGAUGGGGGAACAAUGCGUACGUCUCCGAACACGACCAGAACGGCAACCUGGUGCUGUGGGGAUACAUUGAUAAGGACAGAAUCAUGAACUAUCGCGCUCAAAAGUUCCAGUGGGACGGGAUGCCGACGGACGUGCCUGCUCUGUGGACAUAUUCUCGAUCGACCGAGCCCUUCUCCUCAUUGACCUUGUACGUAAGUUGGAAUGGUGCAACACGAGUGAGGUAUUGGCGGUUCUACGGUGCCAUGAACAUGACAGGCCCGUAUGCAUUGUUAAACCAAGUGACGAAGAAGGGCUUCGAGACGAGUUAUACGUUUCCGCACUACUACCCAUGGACGUACGCGGAGGCUGUAGAUCUCGAGGGCAAGGUGUUGGGCAAGUCGCGGCAUAAGUUUACUUUUACACCUUCCGGAGAACUGCAACAAUACUGCGCGGACAAUAUGUGCGAGAAUGCUCCGGCGUAUGGGCUUCCUGGCGAAGAGGGAGCCGGUGCAUUCAUCCCUCCGCUGGGCCUUGUUACUGUGCCGUGGGUUGACCCAGAGCACCCGGAAGCCCAUUACGACUGGGGUGAGUCUUCAGAGCCCGGGUCACAACCACUGGAUGAUGCCAAGGAUACUUUGAAGACUGCAUACGAGCGCGGAUGGUUUGUCCCUAUCUUGGCGGUUGGUGUGGCCGCGAUCGGGGUUUACAUGGUGGUUCGAAAGUGCCGACUGCGACGACCUGAUAACUACGCGGUGAAAGAGCGCCGAUCAUUAGAGCCAUUGGACGAUUCCAUCGACGAGCCUAAACAGAUGAGCGACAUGCCGUGGUGGCAUUGGCGGCGAUGGGCCGGAGCAUCCGACGGGCCUCGCUACUUCCCCUUGACGGAGCCGGUCCGAACCCCAUCAAUAUCCAUCAGCCAAGCAGUGGAGACGAGCGUCGCAAUCUCCAUGCGGUUAUCUAUCUCAACGUCCAGCACCUCCCCCGUGCCCACCCCCGCGCUGACGCCGACACACCAACGUACCUCGUCGCACUCGAACACCAAAAACCGGAAUGCCCAUCACACCCGGGCUACUUCCUGGACAUCCGGUCACGACGGAGGCGAACCCUCUCCGCUAGAUUUUUCUUCACAGCAGCGUCGUCGUGGUGAGUCGAAUAUCUCCCUCGCCGACCUUUCCGAGGGCUCAUCAGACCGAUACGGCGACGACGCCGACGAGAAUAUGGCUCUGAGAAACACCUCGUUCGAGCAAUCCGGCCAUGCCCGCAACCGUUCACAGAGCCACGCCCAGGUCUCCUUCAUGCAACCGCAGCAGUUCUCCGCUCACCCGCCGCCGCGCCCAGGGCCGGUCACUUGGAUGACCCUGCCGCGGAAGAAGCAAUUGGCCUUGUUAGGGCUGUGUCGUGUAUUUGACUUUUUGCAAAUUGCCUCGUUGCAGGCUUACAUGUUCUACCAGCUCAAAUCCUUUGAUGAGAGCCUCUCCGACGCAGAUGUGUCCACCCAGGCCGGUAUCCUCCAGGGUGCCUUUACCGCGGCCCAGUUCGCCACGGCGAUUCCCUGGGGUCGAGUAGCUGAUGCCGAAUGGGGUGGACGGAAGUUUGUCCUUCUAGUUGGUCUUUUGGGUACGGCAGUAUCGUGUCUGGGGGUCGCUUUUGCUACGUCGUUCGCGCAGGCCGUGUUCUGGCGUUCAUUCGGCGGUGCCAUUAACGGUACAGUCGGUAUUAUUCGGACCAUGAUUGCGGAGAACGUCAAGGAGAAGAAAUACCAUUCUCGGGCGUUCCUGAUUCUACCAAUUGGAUUUAACAUUGCUUCUUUGUUCGGACCUGUCAUGGGUGGUAUGCUCGCCGAUCCAGUGCGCAGCUAUCCAACGUUGUUUGGCCCCAACUCUUCUUUUGGCGGGGCGGAUGGUGUACAAUGGCUUGUGCGCUAUCCUUAUGCAUUGCCAAUGUUGGCCAAUGCUAUUUUCCUCUCUUUUGCUGCAUUCUGUGUUGGCAUGGGCUUGGAGGAGACUUUAGAAGCUUGCAAGGGCAAACCGGGCUUGGGUGUUUUUACCGCCAGGAUCUUCGCCCGCGGGAUCCGUGCCGUCGUUCCCUCUUCGUCACCGUUGUACCAGCGUCUGCCUUUUGCCGAUUACGACGAGGAUGGUCCUCUGUUGAGCCACCACCGCGACCCUACCGAGAGCUACGAACUGGAGGAGAAGGCGGCCAAGCCGCUGCGCCACAAGCGCUCGCUGCCGUUCCGCAGACUUUGGACGAAGAACGUGUUGUGUACACUUUUGGCGCAGGCCUUCUUCGAUUUCCAGAUGGGCGCAUUCAACAACCUCUGGCUGCUCUUCCUGUCAUCUCCUCGUUAUGAUUCCAACGACCCUGCCGCCCCUGCUCAGAGGCUGCCAUUCAUCUUUACCGGCGGACUGGGCAUGUUGCCUCAGAGCGUCGGAUUCGCCACGGCUAUUCUGGGUGUCAUCGGCAUGCUCCUCCAGUUCACCGUGUAUCCCGCAAUCAACAGCCGCUUGGGAACGGCCAAGAGUUACCAGUACUUCUUGACUUUGUUCCCCCUGGCUUAUGCCUUUGCUCCGUAUAUCGCACUUGCCCCGUCCAGCGCACCACCCCCGGGACAGGCCAACGGAGCGUGGGUUUGGUUUUCUAUCAUUGUUGUCCUUUUCCUGCAAGUCACGGCCCGUACUUUUACGCUGCCGACCUCGAUCAUCUUGCUGAACAACUGCUCGCCACAUCCCUCGGUGCUGGGCACCAUCCACGGGAUUGGCCAGUCGGUGUCCUCCGCCUUCCGGACUAUUGGUCCCAUCUUUUCCGGGUCAUGGUACGGAUACGGCCUGGAGAUCGGGAUGGUCGGGUUUGCCUGGUGGCUGAUCGCCCUGGUGUCCGUUUUUGGAUGCGUGGCUGCUAUCUUCGUCUACGAGGGAUCCGGCCACGAGAUCAUCCUCCCCGGAGAGGAGGACGAUUUCCGUGAUCGUCACUGA
Messenger RNA from Aspergillus pseudonomiae, 4023 nucleotides. RefSeq names its product MFS general substrate transporter. The transcript is spliced from 9 exons. NCBI's taxonomy places the organism in Eukaryota, Fungi, Ascomycota, Eurotiomycetes, Eurotiales, Aspergillaceae. Gene Ontology annotation, molecular function: transmembrane transporter activity. The record is from RefSeq and is a predicted model, not a curated record. The coding region runs from base 1 to 4023 and encodes 1340 amino acids. Gene Ontology annotation, biological process: transmembrane transport.